AUGGUGUCGAGUCGUGCUUACCAAGAAGGCGCCACAAUCUGCCUGCGAAAGGGGCAAGCGCACACCGCUGCCACGCCGUUCCUCGCCGCCCACAAGGCGGUUGCGUGGGAGCCAUCACUGUGCGGCCAGUUGCUCCAUGGAGGGAGUGCAAGCUCAAGUUGUGCCACGAGAAGAGAUGGACCGAGAUGUUCCUCCAUCCAGGCCGGCCUUCGUGUUUGGAGCCAGGCAUUAUCCGAGCUCUAUCCCCACUGGGCAAGCCUCCUGGCCAGUGCAACCCUUGUUGGGCCGCGAUCAGGGCGGUCGAGUAAAAUUCCCGUGAUCGAUACUUUGUUAGCUCAGCCUUGUCGAGACAUGGCGAUGCCUCGCAAGCUGGGAAUACAUCACGACCUAAGGCUGGAAAAAGGCCUCAUUGCUUGGGGUGAUAUCGUCAAGCUGCCCUUCAGCACAUCGGGUUGGAAUAAUCAUGGAGGGUUUCGCCGACCCGUGGUUCUCACCUUCGGGGAAGCAAGGGGAGAAGGCCGGUCAGCCUUUUGACAUGGUGCUUGGGCCACAUGGAGUCCAAUCCAGCCAGUGAUGAAAAAG
Gaeumannomyces tritici R3-111a-1 is the source of this 582-nucleotide messenger RNA. RefSeq lists its product as hypothetical. Bases 1 to 534 code for a protein of 177 amino acids. Lineage: Eukaryota; Fungi; Ascomycota; Sordariomycetes; Magnaporthales; Magnaporthaceae. The record is from RefSeq and is a predicted model, not a curated record. The transcript is spliced from 2 exons.